UUUGUAAACUAAUUAAAAUAAGAGUGUUAAGUGCUGCAGGAGCAUAUCGGUCUUCGUAUUCCGCCCUUAGAGUUCCAGGCGCAAAAAGAGCCAUUUGAAAGCAACUUUUGAGCGGCAUUAUCGAACUGUGUGUGGCGUAUUUUAUUAGUUUUGUGAAGUAACCGAAAAAAACAAAAAAAACAAACAAAAUGUCGACAGUCGAUAAGGAAGAACUGGUCCAGAAGGCUAAACUGGCCGAGCAAUCAGAGCGCUACGAUGACAUGGCCCAGGCCAUGAAAUCCGUCACAGAGACCGGCGUUGAGCUUUCAAAUGAGGAAAGAAAUCUGCUCUCCGUUGCCUACAAAAAUGUGGUCGGUGCCCGCAGGUCAUCGUGGCGUGUCAUCUCCUCCAUUGAGCAGAAAACCGAAGCAUCCGCUAGAAAACAGCAGCUCGCCCGUGAGUACAGAGAGCGUGUGGAGAAGGAGCUGCGGGAAAUCUGCUACGAAGUUUUGGGACUUCUGGACAAAUACCUUAUUCCAAAAGCCAGCAAUCCCGAGAGCAAGGUGUUCUACCUGAAGAUGAAGGGUGAUUAUUACAGGUAUUUAGCCGAGGUUGCCACAGGAGAUGCACGCAACACCGUUGUCGAUGACUCGCAAACCGCUUACCAGGAUGCAUUUGACAUUAGCAAGGGUAAAAUGCAGCCAACACAUCCCAUCCGUUUGGGUCUGGCCCUUAAUUUCUCUGUUUUCUACUAUGAGAUUUUGAACUCGCCAGACAAAGCUUGCCAAUUGGCUAAACAGGCAUUCGAUGAUGCGAUAGCCGAGCUGGACACACUCAACGAGGACUCCUACAAGGACUCGACACUCAUCAUGCAACUGUUGAGGGACAACCUGACCCUCUGGACCUCCGAUACCCAGGGCGACGGCGAUGAGCCACAGGAGGGCGGUGACAACUAACCAAACAACUAAGCAAAAAAUGUUUCCUUUUUGACUAUGCAAAUAUUAUUCAGUAAUAC
Messenger RNA from Drosophila serrata, 994 nucleotides. It is a transcript of the gene 14-3-3zeta, whose product is annotated as tyrosine 3-monooxygenase/tryptophan 5-monooxygenase activation protein zeta. The record is from RefSeq and is a predicted model, not a curated record. NCBI's taxonomy places the organism in Eukaryota, Metazoa, Arthropoda, Insecta, Diptera, Drosophilidae.